This is a messenger RNA of Sphaeroforma arctica JP610, 359 nucleotides long. RefSeq lists its product as hypothetical. Bases 1 to 330 code for a protein of 109 amino acids. The transcript has 2 exons. The record is from RefSeq and is a predicted model, not a curated record. NCBI's taxonomy places the organism in Eukaryota, Ichthyosporea, Ichthyophonida.
AUGCGGUCCGUACUAGUAUCGUUCGAUGGUUUAGAAACCUCAUGCUUGCCUGUAGCAGAGGCCGUGGUGAACGAGCGAGAUCUCAGGAAUCGCCUAGAGAGCCUUUGGCGUAUUCCCUCAGAGCUGCAGCAGAUUGUGUGGAAUGGUGUGCGUGUAGCUGAUGGUACCCUGCUGAAUGUCGCUGGCGAAUCUUUUCAUACGGCUGCUAUAAAGCUAAGAGGGGGAGCCUUAAAGGGAGGGAAGGGAGGCUUUGGAUCGAUGCUCCGGUCUAUAGGGGCUAAAGCGGCACAGCGUCGGAAUGGCGGACUCCUUACCUGCCUUGCUGCUUAGCUAUUUUCAUUUUGAAUCGUACUUUAUUC